AUGUUGACCCUCUACUGCCCUUCCCUCGACAAGACCAAGAGCGACUUCAGCGUCGGGCCCUUCAAAAAGCAUGGCGAGCUCCUUCAAGACAUUCGCUCAGUCUUCAGUAUCGACUACGCCGCCGUCUACGACAUCCGCGCCCAACCGAUCGCCGACCUCUGCGCCUGCGAAGCGGGACAGAUUGUACAAGUCGCCGCGUCAAAGGACGAGAUCAUGAAGUUCUACAAACCCAGGAACUGCAUCUUCUACAACGGUGAAGAAGAGGUGUCCAAUGAGUGGGUCGACGGUUACGGCUUGCCGUGGAAGGAUCUCAACGACUAUCAGAGGUGCGCGCACGUCAUGAGCCUCGGCAAAGGUCCAGGAGGUUUCGUCUUGGACAACACCAUCCGGAUCACGCGCCCGUACGCCGACAUUCAAAAAGACCUGAAGGAAGUCGCCGGUGCCGCUCCGGACGGUAUGGAAAGCAAGCGCAACCUUGGGAUUGCGAUCUUCUUGAAUUGGGCUUGGAAAUGGGAGAUGCUCCUACCCGCUUCAAUGAAGCCCGCCAAGGAUAACGACAUGUCCUCCAAGGUUCUCGGUCUCCUAGUCGUCCUUUCCUCUUUCACUCACGGCUCCGCGAGCCUAGUACGCCGCUACCUCGUCGACACCGUCAACGCCCGCGUCUCUGGUGCGGAAGACGACGAGACGAAAGACCCUCUCCUCCGCGCUCAAGACGUCGUGCAUGUGAUCAGCAUACUGUAUGACAAGGCGGGUAGUCUGGCAGCCAAGAUAACACUGGCCAAGGAGAAGGCGAUGAAGGACAAGAUGAAAGCAAAGGAGGGCAAGAAGGCCUGGAGGAGGAGGCAGAAGAUGGGAGGAAAGGGCGAGGCGGGAGAGGAUAUGGAUGAGAUUGCCGAUCGGCUGGAUGGUGUUUAA
This is a messenger RNA of Alternaria metachromatica, 915 nucleotides long. RefSeq lists its product as uncharacterized. Bases 1 to 915 code for a protein of 304 amino acids. The transcript has 3 exons. NCBI's taxonomy places the organism in Eukaryota, Fungi, Ascomycota, Dothideomycetes, Pleosporales, Pleosporaceae. The record is from RefSeq and is a predicted model, not a curated record.